AUGCAGUCCGUCGGCACUGAAGAGUCGGUCUUCGACCUCCCCAAGGAGAGAUCGUAUACGGGGGGCAAGACCCCGCUAGCUGAGAUGUCGCAAAACUUACCUGGACGACCCCCGCCAGAAUCGACUCUGUCGUACCAGUCUCUAUUCCAUCCCGGCGCGGAGUUUCCUCGCUUCGUCGUGACCUAUCGCUGGUGGGAAGAUGAGGCCACUACCGUGCUGUGGGCAUUCAAAAUAUCGGAGAUCCGCCAGGUUAUUCGCUAUGGACUAUUUCGCGACGAGAACUAUCCACGCAGUUCGUUGUUGAGUCGGAAUGCGGACGCCAUUGAUGCCUUCCUCGUUGCGCUCUCCGAGCCGCAUGAACACCAAGUUCUUGCGAAUCUAUCUCACAUGCAGAGGGUCGAGGAGAUUUUGCGGCGGUCAAGUAUCCCGCCUUUCCAGUCGAUCCCAUGGGGCUGGUUCCCUCUGCCUCCAGGGCAUUCCCUGGACGCUCGACGUAUCGCAGCAGCAAUCGAGGCAGAGAGUCAGUUCCAAUUCAGCAGGAUUGCCUUUGAGGAAAUUGUGCGUGCUUCUCUUGGAUAUAACGCUGUCUCAGUCGAGUGGUUCCUGCUGCAACAUACCGAUCUCUACAUACAUCUUUUGGGUCACCUGCAGGCCUAUCCUGAAGAGAUUCCUCUUUAUAUAGACGUGGAAAAGCAUUUGCGGAGUCGAAGCCCAUUCGCUCAUCGAGCCCUGGUACAUUGCAUGCUCAUCGUUCGACCAGAGGCUGCCCACGACAUGCCACAAUCUACUAGUCCCGGAUUCGAGUUCAUUGCCGGCCCGAUUCAACGCUUAUUCAAAGAUCAGCCGCCAAGUUUGACGACCAUCCUGAGGAUCUUUAGUGUUCUGGCAAUCCGGUUCCGAAAACAAUACAUCCAAACUUCCAAAAUCAACUGGCAGGCGCCAUUCGACACCGAAAUUUUAUUCUUGGAGGAUUGUCUCAACGCGACAUCCCCUAUGGAUCUGGCCCGUACUCUGACAGGCACGGACGAGAUGGACUUUUCCAGCCUGUCGAUGCAAAGCAUCAUGGCAGAUGACGUCGUGGUCAAGAGACUACUUGGCAACUGGCACUCUCUCAGUGUUGCCGUUUGGGAAUGCUGCUCAUCGAUCCCCGAUAUUAUGAUCCCGUAUCUACGCGAAUGCGCACAGGCAAUCUACAUUUUGAGCACAUCAAUCUCUAAUCGGUGGAGCCUGCAGAUUCUCUUCAUCAAAUGUAAUUACCACUCUCUGACAGCUAUAUUACAUGGAAUGCACCGAUAUAGAAUUUCCACCGCCCAAUCUCGCGGGCUCAGCAGUAACGUCGGAGGAAUGGUCGUUCUCGACCCUAUCCUUCCACCCGAAGCCAACUUUCUCACCAACUCUACCCAGAACUAUGCUGCCUAUCGCCAACACUACCGCAAGUACCCGGGAAUUCCGUUUCUGCUUCCACACCUUCGAGACCAUCAGCAGCAUGGCGAAACCGCCCUCCAGCCGCUGAUCCAAUACCUGCAGAACUCACACAUGGCCAAAGCGUGA
Molecule: messenger RNA, 1551 nt
Organism: Penicillium cinerascens
Lineage: Eukaryota; Fungi; Ascomycota; Eurotiomycetes; Eurotiales; Aspergillaceae
Product: Guanine-nucleotide dissociation stimulator CDC25
Exons: 3
Coding region: 1-1551 (516 amino acids)
Source: RefSeq, a predicted model, not a curated record